Molecule: messenger RNA, 4741 nt
Organism: Maniola jurtina (meadow brown)
Lineage: Eukaryota; Metazoa; Arthropoda; Insecta; Lepidoptera; Nymphalidae
Gene: scny
Product: ubiquitin carboxyl-terminal hydrolase 36
Exons: 11
Coding region: 219-2855 (878 amino acids)
Biological process (GO): regulation of apoptotic process; protein deubiquitination
Cellular component (GO): nucleus; cytosol
Molecular function (GO): cysteine-type endopeptidase activity; cysteine-type deubiquitinase activity
Source: RefSeq, a predicted model, not a curated record
CGUUUGUGACGACUUGUGUGCGUUUUCCUUUUUCCGUGCUGUGCACUGUGAACUAGUGUGAACUCAGUAUUUUGAGCAAUACACAUGGUUGAUUAACAAAUAACCAUUAUUUAAACACCCAGUUUACAGCAUAAACAGUGUACGAUUGAAUUAACUAUCAUGUGUAACUUAGUAAUUUGAUAAAUAUUGUGACGUGAUAGUGCAGUUUUGGAGGUAAAAUGCCCGCUUCAAUUUGUGACCCAGUAUCAAGCGCAUUGCGUUUAUCUCUUACGGCUGAAGAAUCACAAGGUUCAUCUUUGUUAGAUAGCAGACUUUAUUCUUCUGCUAAAAAUGUUCUUCUAUCCAAGAUUGAGUUCGAAGAGUCUGGAGAUUAUCAAAGCAAUAUACUCGACGGUUUGAAAUCCAAGUAUGUGGUUAUUCGACCUAAAAAACAAGUGCUCGACACUAAACUUCUUAAAAAGGACUUGAAUUCGAGCAAUCUAUCUACAGAUACAAAAAAUGGUGAUGAAGGCUUACCAAAGCCCAAGCGAGUAUUUUUCCCUGUAGAAAAGGUGCAGUUGGGGUGGCUAAGUGCAUGGGGAGCUGGUGCUGGCAUGCAGAAUGUUGGCAACACUUGCUACCUCAACUCCACUCUGCAAGCACUGUUCCAUGUUCCUGCAUUGGCCAACUGGUUGGUCUCAGAUGCAGUACAUUCAGAAAAGUGUAAUCAACAAGAAGCAUGUGUCAUAUGUGGAAUGCGUGCCACAUUGAUGGCAACACAAAAGAGUGGUGGUGCACCCAUUAAGCCAUGGCAGGUGUAUUCCAAGUUAAGGCUUAUUUGUAGACAUUUAACUCCUGGUCGGCAAGAAGAUGCCCAUGAAUUUUUAAGGUACCUAGUUGAAGCCAUGGAAAAGUGCUACUUGACUAGAUUUAUAAAUGCAGACAAGUUGGAUCAGUACAGUAAGGAGACAACUCCGCUAAAUCAAAUCCUUGGAGGCUACCUCAGGUCCACUGUCCGGUGUCUUGCCUGUCACCAUUUGUCCACCACCUAUCAGCAUUUUCAAGAUUUGUUAUUGGAUAUAAGGAAGCAUUCAACAUUAGAUGAAGCAUUAGAUUCAUUUUUCUCAAGGGAAAGGUUGGAAGAUCUUGGCUAUAAAUGUGAAGCAUGCAAUAAGAAGGUAUCAGCAACCAAGCAGUUCUUUAUAGAACGGGCCCCUAUGGUACUUUGCAUUGCCCUAAAAAGAUUUUCACUCGCCGGUGGAAAGCUAUCUAAACAUGUGCAAUUCCGAAAGAAAAUUAACCUUAAUAAAUAUAUGUAUAACAAAAAUAGCCAACAACAACUGUCUUAUAAGCUAGUGAGUUUGGUGACACAUUUAGGGCCAUCACAAAACUGUGGACAUUACACUGCUAUAGGUCAAGCGCCUAAUAGCAAUUACUAUCAGUUUGAUGACAGUUGUGUCCGGCCUCUCCCGCUAUCUGCUGUGCUGGGGACCAAUGCUUACAUUAUGUUCUUUGAGAAAGAUAACACCAUGGAAGACCCUUCAAUUCCUACUGCCUCUACUUCCAAUGUUGUCUAUGGACCACAACUCCCUAGCAAUAUACUCAACAGAGAAAAGAGCCCUUUGAAAUUAACAUUUUAUAAAAACGAUGACAGAAAACCGAAUAUGUUAAACAGCAGCACAUCAGAGACGCUCAAACCAGAAGUGAAGCCUAUCUUAUUAAAUUCAACACUAAGCAAGUCAUUGGAAAUUAGCAGUUCCGUGUCAGAACCAUGGGUUGUUAAACAGAAUGGAGAAGUAGAGAAGGUGACACAAGCACCAAAAGUACUUAAUGGUAUUGACAAAGUGACCCACAAAGUUGAUGACGAUAAAAAGAUAACAUUCGUUAUAAAGAAGCAAGGCAACGAUGAAUGCCUUGUUCAGCCCAAACUAACUAAGAGUGAUUCAGAUCUUAGAUCUGUUGGCAGUGUGUGCCCUAAACCACUUCAAGAGAAGUCUGCAUCAACGAGUAAGCUAGUUAAACCGUCAAAGUCGCCUUUAGAGAAACUGGAAGAACAAAUGAAUAAGGGUGAUAGUUCGUCGGUUCACAUUCAAAGGAACGGGAAUUCUGCGUCCAAGUUGGUGCCUUACGACUCCGAGUCUAGCGGCGACGAGCGCUGCGAACGAGCAAGCGAAGACAAAAGCAGAAAAGAGGAACCGAGAGAUCAGAAUCGGAAACCGAAGCCUAGUCGAUGUGAGUCGCCGCAAGGCCUCAUCGUCACCACUAAGGCGAUGCAUCACGCCUGGACUGUGUCAAAAGAAAAAAAUGGUCCACUCUUAAGCCCGAGUCUGAACGGCGACACCAUUAAAAAGAUCAAGGAUAAAGAGGAAAGGAAAGGGGAGAACGAGGAGAGUCCGAACACGAGCGUGAGCAGCAUGUCCCCGCUGAGCGACCGCAGCGACGCGCCGCCCGCGCCGCCGCCGCCCGCGCCGCCUGCGCCGCGCGCGCCGCUCGACACCGCGCGGUACCUGCACGGCGUGGCGCAUCGCGGCUACGGCGCGCCCGUCGCCUCGUGGCACGGCUCGCACAGCAACAUGUCCCGCCAGGUAUUUGAGGAGAGGCGAGACGAGCGCAAGCGUGCCAUCGAAGCCGCUGAAGACAUGGACCGUGGGCGCACUAAGAAGAUGAAGAAGUUCCACCAUUACAAUCGCUUCAAUAACAAUAGGAAUGGAUAUAAUGCUUUCCAGGAUAAACAAAACAAGCUUCACUGGGGCGGCAACUUCAAGUACCGCGGCGAGCGACGCCCCAACCACCACUUCAAUAAACACCAUAGCAACAAAUACAAGCGCUUUAACAGCAGGUACAACAACGGGCACCACUACCCGAGGCACCAUUGACCCUGGCCGGUUAACUUGUCGGUGUAUAUAGAUGAAUGGACUUUAAUAACUAUACGGUAACACUUUAAGCUAAUGAAUAAUUAGUUAACUUGGUUAAUAAAUUAGGACACACUGGAGUCCCGCACUGGGGAAUGUGGGAUAUUGUGUGUGACUAGUGCUUAAAAUAUGUAGUGGACAAGUUAUGAUCACAAAACAAGUGGUCCAAUCUAAUCUAAAGUUGCAACAUGACAGUUUGCGCAGGUCAUAGAGUUCAUAGACUAGGGAUUAAAGACACAAGAUCUGUUUGAUGACAAAGAGACAAUGAGAUCUGAUUUUGUACAAUGCGCAGUCACAUGCCUUGGACUAUUGACCCCUUAACUGAACUAUUACCUGGACUGUUGGACUAUUAACUAUUCUAUUGGACUGCUUGUUUUGCGCGCAUUUUACGUCCUAUGAAAUCCACUGCGGUUAGUCCAUAUAAAUUGUCAUAGUGAAAUUAAGUGAAAGCGAUUAUUAUUAUUGUUUGUGGUAAUAUACGUACUAUAAACCUUUUUAUUACUUUCUUACUAAUAAACAUAUAAUGGUUUUAUAGUUACACAAUGCUUUGUCUUCUUUCGAAUGUCAAAUGGCAACAAUGGAAAUAUAAAUUAGUGUGUAACUAUUCAUCCGUUAUCUGUUUAUUAGUGAGGGGUCUGAUGAUGUAAAUUUUGGUGCUAAUUCAGUUGUACAAAAUCUUUAAACUUAACUAGUGCUAUCCUUUUCCAUAGGAAACAUGUAAGGCACAGCCUUUACAUUUAAACCUGUUAAUUUAGUUUAGAAUCUGUGUGCAACUGAAUUAAUACCAAUAUGAGUUUUGUUGUUGUAAACAAAGCAGUGCUUUAUCUAUAUUAUAUUUCAAUGGAAGCUUCACAAAAGAUACAUAUAUCACAAACUUUUCUUAAUAUUUCUUAUAAUUGGAUAGUUAAAAAAACGUGAAGUCAGUGGUAAGGAAAUAUUAUAAAGGUUUCUUGUGCACAAGUCCGAUCCGUAUCGGAAAAUGGCGAUAGGUAGUAGUUUAUCAAACAACCGUAUUUUAUCGGCUUCAGACUUUGGAUUCUAGUCUGUCAUUAAAAUGACAUCAUUCAGUAGAUACGAAUUUUUUAUUUUUCGUUUUUUCUCUGAUUCAGAGUAGUGCACAAGCGCCUAGUGAAGGUAUGAAGGUUGUUUAUAUAUGCAAAAAAAAAAUGAAAUAUAUAAAAUAAGAUAUUUAAUAACCUGGGUUAAUAAUUUGGGUUAUAAACGAACGGUUCUUUUAUGCAGCUACUAUUGAAAAAACAUGACGCUUAUUUGGUUGCAAACGACUCGUAAAGCCGGCGCCACACAUAACGUUUAAUACGCUAUUGUGCGUCCGAACUAAGAAAGGGAAAUCAAGUCCGACAUACUGUGAUGUCAUAACUGUCAAUAUGAUCUGAUAGGGGUUAGCUGCUUUCUCAAUAAAAGUAGAACAUGGAUUUAUGUAGGAUUUCAAAUAUACCUAACACUGAUGUUAUUUAAAAGAAAAAUAGGUAUUUUAUUACCAAGUUCUCAUCCUCAUCUUCGAAUCCCUCCUUUGGCGGUAUCUAUUCUCGAUUUGAUUCACAUGAUUUAUCUCUCUACCAGUCGUACCUUGUUUUUGAGGCAAUCGCUUAAAGACUAAGGCUUAAAUCUAUAAAGCGUACUUUAACUUUGCCAGACUUAAGACACUAAAACUUGUCUGCAUUAGCGACAGACGAGGCAUAAAUCUGUCUUGUUUUAACUAAACUUAAGGCUGAGCAAUGUUAAAGUAUGCUCUGUAGAUCUCUAUAAGGAUAAUACUCAUGCAUUUAAUGAAAUAAAAUGUCUGUCUGUAAUUUCGAAAUAACUACCUCAUAUAAAGCUCAUAUGGUUAU